AUAAUACUCAAGCAAGAAACCACUCAAAACAGUGAAGCAAUCAUAACUACUAGUCUACUACUAUAAAUACACCCUCUGUACUUAGCUUCUAAUAUCCCCAAAAAAAAGGAGCUAAAGAAGCGAACAAGCCUAACCUUGAAAUAUUCCACACACAAGAAAGAUGAAGGGUAUCAUCAUUUCAGUGAUUGCAGUGUUGGUCAUGAUUCAGCUCAUGGUUGAGCCAGGACAGGCUCUUACCUGUGGUCAAGUGGAUGCUUCUUUAGCACCUUGUAUCCCUUACCUUACUCAGGGUGGCGAACCUGGAACUGCGUGUUGUAACGGAGUGAAAGCCUUGAAAGUUAUGGCUCAAUCUAUAGUUGACAGAAGGACAGCCUGCAAUUGUGUCAAGGCUGCUGCCAACCGAUAUGCAAAUCUGAAGGAUGAUGCUGCUCAGGCUCUCCCUAGCAAAUGUGGUGUUACAAUGGAUAUUCCCGUCUCUCGUACCAUCAACUGUGACAUAAUCAACUGAAAUGAUUCAAUGCAGCCAGAAAUGUGCCAGGCUGAUCAUGCUAGAAAUACAUGGAACCAAGUUUUACGUUAUCUACUUAAUUUGAUGUAUAAGAUGCUUUGAGAUAUUAUAAUAAUACAAUACAAUACUCUCUUUUAUC
Messenger RNA from Nicotiana attenuata, 647 nucleotides. Its product is annotated as non-specific lipid-transfer protein A-like. Gene Ontology annotation, biological process: lipid transport. Gene Ontology annotation, cellular component: membrane. Gene Ontology annotation, molecular function: lipid binding. The record is from RefSeq and is a predicted model, not a curated record. The transcript has 2 exons. Bases 161 to 508 code for a protein of 115 amino acids. NCBI's taxonomy places the organism in Eukaryota, Viridiplantae, Streptophyta, Magnoliopsida, Solanales, Solanaceae.